GCUACUUGUUAGGCCGUUCCUAAUCGGGUGAAGUUCUAAUAUAAAUAUUAAUGGUUGGCUCGUAUCCUUAUUGUGUACCGAACUCAGUCGACACAGACAUGUCUCGCUUCGCCCUCCUCGUCCUCGCCCUGCAGGCUUGCCUGCUCCAGAACGUCUACGCCUGCGGCUGCGGUCGCGCCGGCGCCGCUGGCAUCGGCUACGGUCUGGCCGGCCCCGCUGGCAUCGGCUACGGCCUAGCCGGCCCCUACGGCUACGGUGCCGAGAUCGCCGCCCCCUGCGGCUACGGCGCCGAGAUCGCCGCUCCCCUCGGCCUCGCGGCACCCGGCUACGGUAUCGGCUACGGCGCCGGCCCCGCGUACGGUGGCGUCGGCGUCGGCGAGGUGGCCGUGGCCGGUGAGCUGGGAGUGUCCGGCAUCACCGCCGUGGCCGGCCAAGUACCCAUCCUCGGCUCCGUGGAGUUCGGCGGCCUCGUCCCCGCCGCCGGCACCGUCACCAUCACCGGCAGCUGCGCCUGCGGCUGCAACGGCCCCUACAUCUACUAAAUUCCUAACAGGAACUGAAAAUAUACGCCAUGCCGAUGGAAUAUUGACGUGAA
This is a messenger RNA of Aricia agestis (brown argus), 595 nucleotides long. Its product is annotated as chorion class A protein Ld5-like. Gene Ontology annotation, cellular component: egg chorion. The record is from RefSeq and is a predicted model, not a curated record. Gene Ontology annotation, biological process: chorion-containing eggshell formation; multicellular organism development. Bases 51 to 542 code for a protein of 163 amino acids. NCBI's taxonomy places the organism in Eukaryota, Metazoa, Arthropoda, Insecta, Lepidoptera, Lycaenidae. Gene Ontology annotation, molecular function: structural constituent of egg chorion. The transcript has 2 exons.